Molecule: messenger RNA, 3175 nt
Organism: Blepharisma stoltei
Lineage: Eukaryota; Ciliophora; Heterotrichea; Heterotrichida; Blepharismidae
Source: the annotation of a GenBank genome assembly
AUGUUUAGGCUCGCUAAAAAUUUGUUAUCAGCAAAAUUUUUGUAUCCUACUUUUGCUCGUAUAUAUGUACGGCCAUUAUCCAAUUUUAAUAUGGAACCUGGUGAAGGCGAAGAAAAGAAGAUCAGCAAAAAGUAUUACCAAAUCCUAAAAUUAAAAACUUGAAAACUGGAUAUAAAUAAUAAGAAAUUGAUUGAUUUUUUUAGUAUUAAGUUUCAUUAAUAAAGCAUAACUUUUAUUUAGCGAGCUUAAACGUCAACAAAAAGCAGAACGUUUAGCCAAAGAAAAAGCAGAAAAGGCUGCUAAAAAGCAUGAAGAAGGUGAAAAACACGAUUCCGCCCAAAAGCAUGAGUCCGCCAAAAAGGAAGAGGAAGAAAUUGAUCCAAGUCAGUAUCUUUUAAACCGCUGCGAAUAUGUAAAAUCCUUAAAAGCAGCAGGAAUUGAAGCUUAUCCUCACAAAUUCCAAAUUUCAAUGGAGCUUCCAGAAUAUACAUUAAAAUGGCGACACGUAUCAACCUGCCCUCUUAGCGCAGCAGUCCAGACCUUAUGGCUAAGGCGAGCUGGGACGGACUCCGAGCUAAGAAUCAAGCGCAGGCUCAAGAGGUGUGUAUCCGGAUAGGUUUUGGCUGCUUUCCUGUGGUUAAAAAUGGAGGUGCUCAGCAACGUCCUUGGAUCCGAGAAACUAUGAGCAUUCCUCUACUGAGAAACUGGAGGUUUCGGCCCAGGUCACAGAGGAACAGUCUUUUUCCUAUAGCUGACGAAGGAAGACACUUCGAUACCCGAUAUCCCCAAGAAGUUGAUCCUUGGAAUCAAGCUAUUCCAAUCGCCCGUAGCAGGGUCGCAGAAAUCCAUAAGCCGCCUACUCAAGACUGAAGCAACAGGCAAGGAGGAGACAGAAGUUACCGAAGGGCUCUCGCAAGAGGGAUAGACUCUCUGAGCUGGAGUCAAAAAGUGGUAGAAGCUCCCGUACGGGAGAUCUUUGGUGACUGCGUCACCAAUAUGGAUCGUGUCUGAAUUUAAUAAUCCUAAUCCUAAUCCAAUGGAGCUUCCAGAAUUCAUCCGCAGAUAUUCACACUUGGAAAAAGGCCAGAAACUUGACAAUGAAAUCGUCUCGGUCGCAGGAAGAGUAAUCCAUAUAAGAGAACAUGGGAAAAUCCUGUUUUACGACUUACAAGCUGAUGGAGUCCAUUUACAAGUAAUGGCUGAUGCUUCCAAUUACCAAGGAGAUUUUACUGACAUAACCAGCAAAAUUCACCGUGGUGAUAUUGUAGGCUUUACCGGCGUCCCAGCUAGGUCAUCUCCUAUCUCGCCCUAGUAAUAAGCAAACUCUUGCUCAUUAGUGGGUUUUUUUAGCACAAAAUUUCCAAAUAGUAGAUUUUAUGUUAAUAAGUAAAUAUCAAUCUAUGCAUAUAAGAGUUAUUAUUUGAAAAUUUUGUAUUAGAACUCCCACGAAUAAGUGUGAGAGUAAGAAUAAACCUGGAGAGCUUAGCAUUAUUCCUCACCACAUCAAUAUUUUAAGCUACUGUCUUCACAUGCUCCCUACACACAGCUUAAAAGACCAAGAAACUCGUUAUCGUCAAAGAUAUCUUGAUCUUAUUAUAAACAACGAUAACAGAAAUACCUUUAUCACCCGUAAAAAAGUCAUCCAAAUGGUCAGAAAUUUCCUUGACACACGCGGAUUCACUGAAGUCGAAACCCCAAUGAUGAACAUGAUCCCUGGAGGAGCCUCAGCCAAGCCUUUUGAAACCCAUCACAAUGACCUGAACAUGAAGCUUUAUAUGAGAAUCGCCCCAGAACUUUACCUCAAAAUGCUCAUAGUAGGAGGAAUGGAAAGAGUUUACGAGAUCGGCAAACAGUUCAGAAAUGAAGGAAUUGACCUUACUCACAACCCUGAGUUCACGACUUGUGAGUUUUAUUGGGCUUAUGCGGAUUACAAUGACCUGUUGACGAUUACUGACUCCGCUCCUAGUGCGAUCAAAACAAUUUAAAUUUUUAAUUUUAAAAUAUUUACACCAUUAUUUUUUUGAAAUUAAAAAAAAUCCAUUUCGCAAAAAUUGAAUUCAAAAAUUAAUUUUAUUUGAAAAUUUAUGUUUUAAAAACUUAAUCUGUCUAAAAUUCAACAGAAUUAGCCUGAGUUUUUUUUACCCAAGGAAUUGAUACAUUUUUCCAAUGGUUUUGUUCAAUCACUUAGGAGGAGUGAGCAAAUGAUCAGCGGAAUUGUCUAUGAAAUUAAAGGCUCACACAAAAUAAAAUAUCACCCAGACGGCCCAGAAGGCAGAGAAAUUGAAAUUGACUUCUCAACUCCAUGGAGACGUCUUCCUAUGAUCGCUUCAUUAGAAGAAGCUACUGGAGAAAAAUUCCCAGCCGACUUAUACUCUGAAGAAGCCAAAGUUUUCUUUGAAAAUCUGUGUCAUAAGCACCAUGUUGAAUGCAGUCCUCCUCGCACCACCACUCGUUUACUAGACAAGCACAAUAUUAAAAAUGUCAGUUAGGGAUAGGUCCUAGCUCCUGCUCAAACAGGAUGGACCUAUAUACCGAGCUCAGUGAGAGAAGUCAAUCUUCUUGAGAGCUUCGGCUCUGAAGAGAAGGGUCACUGCUGUAUCUGGCACUGACUAGAGAAGUCUUAACGAGCUUAUUAACUUUAACAGUUCGACGGUUAGGCCGAUUCACCUACUGUUGUUCAGAGCUGUUAAUUUAGCUGAACCUCAAGCAAGGGGACUUUAUAGGCAUUCAAGAUGCUAGAGAGUAAUUCAAUAAACUUAAACUUAAACUAGACAAGCUAUGUGGUCAUUUCUUGGAAUCCCAGUGCAUAAAUCCUACAUUUAUCACUGAUCACCCACAAAUUAUGAGUCCUUUAGCUAAAUACCACAGAACAACCCCAGGACUAAGUGAAAGGUUUGAGCUAUUUAUUAACCAUCAUGAGUACUGCAAUGCUUAUACUGAGCUUAAUGAUCCAUUUAAACAAAGAGAGCUGUUUGAAGAGCAAGCCAAAGAUAGAGCAGCUGGAGAUGAUGAAGCUCAAUUCUUAGAUGAAAACUUCUGCACUUCACUAGAAUAUGGGCUACCUCCAACUGGUGGAUGGGGUUUGGGUGUUGAUAGGCUCACUAUGCUUCUAACUGACAAGAAUAACAUCAAGGAAGUAUUGUUGUUCCCAGCCAUGAAGCCUAUUCUUAACUAA